Messenger RNA from Xenia sp. Carnegie-2017, 3005 nucleotides. RefSeq lists its product as uncharacterized. Bases 135 to 2927 code for a protein of 930 amino acids. The record is from RefSeq and is a predicted model, not a curated record. The transcript is spliced from 25 exons. NCBI's taxonomy places the organism in Eukaryota, Metazoa, Cnidaria, Anthozoa, Malacalcyonacea, Xeniidae. Gene Ontology annotation, molecular function: calcium ion binding.
CCAGUGGUGACAACUCAAGAUGGUGGAUGUUUCGCUAGUAGAGUUUAAUUUGUUUUAAAUACGCUUUAUUCUUAGUUUAACCAGGUUUUUCAAGCUACUUUUGAGACCUUCUAUAUUUCUGAUAUACGAAGCAAAUGGUUAGCGAAGAAAAGAAUUCAGUGGAGCAAUCUCCAUCAUUUAACGUCAAACAAAUUGAAGACAAAGUAAGAGAUGCUGUUCAUGCUAAAAAGGCCAGAUGUUCUGAGUAUUUUAAAGAUUUUGAUCGCUUGCGAAGUGGAUACAUAACAAGAGCACAGUUUGAAAGAUGCUUAGAUCAGUUGUUCUCGGUGAAUUUGAAUAAGUUUGAGAUACAAAGUCUUCUGUUGAAAUAUGGAGGCAACCCACAACAGAAAGGAAUGAUCUGCUACAGGGAUUUCUGUUCUGUUAUUGAUGCUAGUUUUGAUGCAAACAUUUUGGACAAAGCACCUGAUGCACAAAAAGUUGGAUUUGCUGCAAGUGAGCCCGUUAACAGACGGCCUUUGAGUCCUGCAUCCUUAUCAAAAUAUAACAACAUUCUCUCAAAAUGUGCAAAUUUUUAUCAUUAUCAUGGUAUUAACGUAAAAUCAUCGUAUGGUGAUUUUGAUAAACACAAUAAUGGACUCGUUACAGAAAGUCAGUUUUAUCGCAGUUUUCCCGGCCCGUCUGACAUCACCGAAGCUGAGAUGAAGCUGAUUGCUAGAAAACACAGACACCCAGACAAAGCUGGUUUAUGUAACUAUCUACAAUUCCACGAUGAUGUUGUGCAACGUCAACAGGCUAUGGCUAGUGGUGAGAAAUAUCUGUAUUCUGAUUCUAAACCUUUGGAUGCUGCUUUUAUUUCUCAACCCUUACAGGACAAGAGCGUUGAUUCUGAUCUUAAUGCGAUUUUUGAGAAGAUUCGUGUUGCUGUGUUUAAAAACGGUGUGCGAACUACAGAAUUCUUCCGCGAUCACGAUAAAUUACGAAGUGGAAUUAUAACAGAAAAUCAGUUCGUGUGUGGAUUGUCUUUAUCAUGUGGUGUAAUAGCAAACCUGUCACGUGACGAGAUUCAAAAGGUCGUUGAUGUCUAUCGUACCCCGGAUGGUCGAGUGCGUUACAAGGACUUCUGUUAUAUGAUGGAAAAUGCUUUCACUGAACCUCACCUUGAAAAGAAACCAACCACUGUAACAUCAAGGCCUCCCGUCGGUGCUCUUAUGAAGGUUCCAAACAAAUUGAACGAGCAUGAAGAACGACAGGUGGCAGAAAUUUUAGAACGAUUAUCAAGUGAUGUAAAAAGAAGACGUUUGAUGAUUUACCCGUUCUUUAAAGAUUUUGACAGGAGUGAAGCGUACACGCGUGGAAUAACAAAGGCCCAAUUUGAAAGAAUGCUUCAUGUUUUGAGUUUGAGUUUACAAGCAAAUGAAUUAGUUCUCAUUUGCAAGAAGUUUGAAUAUCCAGUUGGAGGAGAUAUAAACUAUCCUGCAUUUAUUCAAGCCAUCGAUACAGAAUAUACUGCCUCCUCAAAACAUUUGACAUCUGACGACAAUUUAGUAAAGCAGUAUGAUGUUGCGCCAACUUCAAAGCUUGAUCUCAGUUCUGUGAAUUAUGACGAAGUGAUUGGUCGAAUACGACAUCACGUGUUAACAAACAGAAUCAGGGUGGAGGAAUAUUUUCAAGAUUUUGAUCCCCUGCGUAGCGGAUCAAUAAGCAAAAGUCAUUUUCGUCGUGGGCUUAGUUCAUUAGGACAACAUCAACUUACUGACGCUCAAUUCGAAGUCAUUUCGUUGAAUUAUGCUGAUCCAAAAAGAGUGGGAAAUGUUCUAUGGACUAGAUUCUUAAAUGAUAUUGAACAAGUGUUUACAUGUCGUGGUCUUGAAAAAAUGCCAACAUAUGCCCUGCCAUGCAGUGAGAAAUUUUUAAUGGAGAAACCAGGCACGAGACAUACUUUAGAGUCAUCGCAACUCCUAGAGGAAUGCAUGCAUCGUUUACGAGAGAGAGCCAAACAACGAAGGCUACUUGCAAAACCUUGUUUUCAAGAUUUCGACAAACACAACAAUGGUCAUGUAACGAAGUCCCAGUUCCGUCAAUGUUUACAACAUUUAGAACUAACUGCAACAGAGAAAGAAUUUGAGGUUAUGGAACAAAAAUUUUUGGAUGAUUUUGGUGUCAACUACAUCCGAUUUCUAGAGGAAUUACAGCCUAGUGAAACAGAAAUCAACAGAUAUGCUCAAAGAUUGGAGCAACUCAAAUUGGUCAACAGCAAAGUGAUGCCCGAUCAUGGGUCCCAGGAUAUCGAAAACAUACUAAACAAAAUAAAAAAUAAAGUGGUCAAAGAGCGGAUACGCGUUUUGGAGUUCAUGUGCGACUACGAUAAACUGAGAAGUGGUCGUAUGUUGAAAACGUGCUUUGCACGUGCAUUGGAUCUUUGUCAGUUGGGUCUGACAAAGACAGAGGUCAAUGUUCUGAUUGAUCUCUAUACAUCCAGUCAAGACUCAGACUACGUGGAUUAUGUUGAAUUCUCCGAUUACAUUGAGUCUAUUUUUACUUGGAAACAUCUUGAAAAGAAUCCGCUUAUCGAGCCUGUCCCUUACCGUCCUGAGCAAGGGUCUGAUUUAAAUAAGCUCGCACCUGAUGCAAAUGAGUUACUUGAGAAAGUAAUGCAUCGUUUGGCCGACCGCGUGCGUCAUCGACGCGUUCAAAUGUUCCCUUUAUUUGAAGAUUACGACCGCAUACACAAUGGCACUGUCUCGCGGUCUCAAUUUCACCGCGUACUUAGUGAGCUGGAUCUGGGGAGUUUGGUAAGCAGUCGUGAAUUCUCAGUCUUGUAUAAGAGAUUCGAUGUUCUUAUUGGUGGAAAGCACGACAUUAAUUACAUAGCAUUUUGUGAUCUGGUCAACAAAUAUGCACACUUUGAACAUGGAAAACCGUAAGUUUUUGGCAUACUGUAUUUUAAUAAAGUUGCGUUAUUGUAUCGAUAUUCACAAAUAUAAUGGCUUUCUUGAUGUUUA